Messenger RNA from Drosophila serrata, 3898 nucleotides. RefSeq names its product Matrix metalloproteinase 2 (gene Mmp2). Gene Ontology annotation, biological process: proteolysis; collagen catabolic process; extracellular matrix organization. Lineage: Eukaryota; Metazoa; Arthropoda; Insecta; Diptera; Drosophilidae. Gene Ontology annotation, cellular component: extracellular matrix. Gene Ontology annotation, molecular function: metalloendopeptidase activity; zinc ion binding. The record is from RefSeq and is a predicted model, not a curated record.
GUGAAUACUUGAAACGAAACUGGUGGCAGAAAACAAAAUACAAAGUGGAAAUAAAUUUACAAAAAUAUACCGCGGAUUUAUGCUUACACGAAACACGAAUAAAGAAACGCGUUAGCUGGUGUCAUUGUUGUUGUUGCUGCCUGUACCGCCUACGUCUUUUGUAAGGAGAACAAAGCGUGGCGAGAAACGGGACUUCGGGACUCCGAGAACCGCGGGAUUCGGUAUCGGGAUUAUAUUAAAAAACCGUAAACGCUAACGAACAACAAAAGCCAGUGCACCUCCUUUGUAAAUGCAUUGCGUGCUAAUUAAUUGUGUUUUUUCGCACAAAGCUAAUGUGUCUUUGAUAGUGCCACCAAUUUAAACGCACCCCCCGCCACCGUGCUCCUGUUUCCCCCCUCCUCCACCCACAUUACGUAUGCGUCAUAUGUAAAGGAGGGAAAAAAGGGCCAAAAAGGAGAGAGCGAGCGAGUGCGAGUAAAAGAGAGCAGAAGCAGUGGCCACAACAAAAACAGAAACAAGCACAAGAAUUAGCAGCACAAAACAGAGCAACGGUUCGAAUUUUCAUUCUUUUGUUGCUGCUUCUGCAGCUGUUUACGCUGCCGGCUAUUUGUGUGUCCGCCAUUGCGCAUGUGUUUGUGUGUGUCAACCCCCGCGUGAAAAGUUCAAUUCCCCCCUGCCCCCAUUUACGACAACGAAUUAAUUAAGCCGCGAAUAAGAAGAAAAACGUAAAAGAAAACGAAAUAGUUAUUCACGGAUCCCAAAUGAUCGUCGAGUGAAGGAAAAGUGCAAAGUUCUUGUGUCUCCCUGUCUUCUCAAACGGAAAGCAAACAAGAGAAGAAAAAGCAAAGCAAAGAAAAAGGAAAUGUGGUCCACAUGUGUAGCCGGCCUGUGCCGGCUAGGCGUCCUGCUCGCACUCGUGUCGCUGGUCACCUGCAUCUUGGAUCUACCGCCUCUGCCAGAAGAGCAUCACCACUUCCACCAUGAGAGACCCGUUAACCUGCCGCCGACUGCGGAGCAGCUGGACAUGCGGGCGCACAAGUCCUCCGGCAAAGCCAAGAGCGCCGUCUCCGAGGAUACAAUGUUCAAUUACCUCAUGCAGUUUGAUUAUCUGCCCAAGUCCGACCUGGAAACGGGUGCCCUGCGCACCGAGCAGCAGCUGAUAGAUGCCGUCCGUAGUCUUCAGUCUUUUGGCAACAUUCCAGUCACUGGCAAAAUCGACUCGGCAACGGCCAGGCUAAUACAGCAACCACGAUGCGGCGUGGGUGACAAGAAGUAUGCGUAUAGUUUCUCACCGGAUAAUCUAGACCAUGACGUGGUCUAUACCAGAGUGCGACGAUAUGUUCUCCAGGGACCCAAGUGGGAUAAAACGGAUCUAACAUGGAGCCUGGUCAACCAGACGAUGCCGGAUGCCUCGAAGGUCCGUAUGAUGGUGCAAAGGGCCCUCAAUGUUUGGGAAAGCAACUCCAAGCUCACGUUCCGUGAGGUUUACAGUGACCAGGCGGACAUACAGAUACUCUUUGCAAGGCUCCAGCACGGCGAUGGCUAUAAAUUCGAUGGACCCGGCCAGGUGCUGGCCCACGCCUUCUAUCCGGGCGAAGGGCGCGGCGGCGAUGCCCACUUUGAUGCGGACGAGACCUGGAACUACAAUCCGGAUGAAAGUCGCGGAACCAAUUUUCUGAACGUGGCCCUGCACGAACUGGGUCACUCGCUGGGACUGGGCCACUCCUCGGACUCGAACGCGGUCAUGUUCCCAUGGUAUCAGAGCAAUGAGGUGGACAACAAGCUGCCCGAUGACGAUCGCAACGGCAUCCAGGAGCUGUAUGGUCAAGGAGAAGACCUGGGGCCCUACAAGCCCCCCACGCAGAGCACCACCACCACCACCACCAUGCGAACCCUGAGCUACAAGCCCGUGCCCACCAGGAAUCCCAACAGGGAUUGGCAAAGGGAGCGGGAACGAGAACGAGAACUGGCCGCUCGGAAGCGUGCAGAGCAGGAGCGAGCGGCAAGGGAGCGGGCUGAGCAGGAGCGAGCGGAGCAGGACCAACGUCACCGGGAGAGGCAGCGCCAACUGGAGUGGGAGAGGGAGCGCCAGAACCGAGAGAGGCAGAUUAAGCAGCAGCGAGAGCAAUGGGAACGGGAACGUAACAGGAGCCGGGAACGCCUAACGACCACGACCACGGCAAGACCCACUGGCAGGCCGUAUCCAAACGGUGGACACCGGAACCAGGGCAGCCACCACAAGCCACGGAAACCCAAGCCGGAUAGCUGCAUGACCUACUACGAUGCCAUUUCCAUGAUCGAGGUAAUUUUCAUCUUCCGGGGACCGUUCCUUUGGCGCAUCGGAUCUGAGGGCCUGUAUCGCGGCUAUCCCACAGAGACCAGAAGACACUGGGCUGCUCUGCCCGAGAACUUUACCAAAGUGGAUGCAGUGUACGAAAACAAACAGCGACAGAUAGUGUUCUUUAUAGGUCGUCAGUAUUAUGUGUUCAAUUCGGUGACUCUGGCUCCUGGCUACCCGAAACCCCUGGUCGCCUUGGGACUGCCUCCCACUCUGACCCACAUCGAUGCCUCAUUCGUCUGGGGUCACAACAAUCAGACAUAUUUGACCAGCGGCACACUCUACUGGCGCAUCGAUGACUACACCGGCCAGGUGGCAGACUAUCCGCGGGACAUGUCCAUCUGGUCAGGAGUGGGCUACAAUAUCGAUGAUGCCUUCCAGUACAGCGAUGGCAACUAUUUCUUCAAGAACCUGGGCUACUGGGAAUUCAAUGAUGACCUCAUGAAGGUGGCCCAUGCCAGGGCAAAGGUGUCAUCCCGCAAGUGGAUGCAGUGUGCCCGGAGUGUCAAUGAUGUGGAUGAUGAGGAACGUUGGACAGCGCCAUUAGUUUCCGGGGAAAACGAGUCAUCGGAACGGAGUACGGCAACCAGAGAGCAGGGGAUCAGUCUGUUCCCCCUGCUGCUGCUCACCCUUUCUCGGCGACCAUAUGGCGCAGUUAAGAUCGGAUUAAGGGUCUAGGCUUAGAAAUCCUUAUCAUUUAAGCCCCAUGGUUCGCCUCAUUUGGAUCCCUCAUUUUGCAUAACGAUUAAAUCAAUAAAUUAAGGAGAAAUAGAAAGGAUCUGCUUUGGAUUUUAAUGAAGGAGAAGAUCCUUGAUAAUAUUGUUUAGUAACUAUAUAGCAGAGCACAACUGUGUGACAGUCUGGCGCUUAAUAGCCCCCCAAGACGAGACCAAGCGGCCUUCUCUUAGUUUUUAAGGGCAGAUAAAUCAACAUUAAAGGAGAGUAUCCUAGAAAAAAACUUUAGGAAACUCUCCACUGCCAAUGAAACGAUUUAUUAAUGGACACUUGCCAAUUGUGCAUACUGGCGGCGUCUGUUGGACAUAUAGCAGGGCUGUUUUACCAGAUCUAUAAACAAUAUAUAAUAUAUAUGCAUAGGAGAUAAAACAUGAUUAUACCAUAACUAUUAGCCUGCAUAAAUGUAGCAAUAAAUAUGUUCUAAGUAUACAGGAUAUGCCGAAAUUCCACGUUGAAAUUCGGGACCGCUACUGCCUUAUAAAUAAGUAAUAGUAUUGCUUUUUAUUGACGAACGUAACCGUGUCUAGCUGUGAGCGUUCCAACCGCUUGCAUCCUCUCUUUAUUAUUUUGUUUGUUUUUGACGAACUCUUCUAAUUAUUUAUAUAUAUGUAUAUGUAAAUGUGAUAUUAUCAUAAAUUCUGCGCGAUUGUACACGAAAGAAAAACAACCCAGCAAAAAAGCAACAACAAAACCUUUUGGCUAUCGUUUUUUUAAGUUAAAUUUACUUAAGAUAAACCACGAACUGUAAACCAUCUUUUAAUGGGCAUUUUUAUCGAAACAACAUUUUACAGAUAAAUAAAAAACGAUUAUUUUCGUCACAGUGGA